GAAAAAUAAUAAUAAAAAAGGGGGUGCAAUCUCAAUCAUAUGAAGUGAAACAAAAUAAAAUAAGGCAGAUAGGCACACCCAGUGUCGUGACUCACAACUCCAUGGCGUAGAAACACGAUGAUGAUUGAUGAAGUGUCUUCAUCAUUAAAGCCAAUUCUCAAACUUGUGAAGCUUAAUAGUGCCUGAUUCUUCUUCCUCUCCUAAAUCCUUCACCUUUCUCUCUCUUUCAUUUCAAUUUUGUUACCCUUUGCAUCCAUGCCAUAUUGGAACAACCAAACGGGAUUGUUCCUACACAAGUAAAUUCAACUCUUAAGCUACAAAAAUAUAAACUUUUUUAAUUUUUUCUUUUUGGGUUUUAAUAAGCCCUUGAAUCUAGAAGAAUAAACAUGCCUCUCAUGUCAACGAUUCCAAUUCAUAGAGCCGAAUUCCAUGCCUUAUUCUUCAAUGGGUCUUCAACCCCUUAUAAAUACCCAAGAAUUGCUGCUUCAUGGACCAUGGCCAUGGAUUCGAAAUUUUCACCAACAAUGAAGAAUAAUAAUGAUGAUGUGAAGAAAAAGGAGGAACUCUCUGUGCAGCUUUCAACCCCACCCGUUCCCAAAGUGGAAACCAACAAUCUUCAAUUUGAUCGCUUGCAGCCAUCGGAUCAAGAAUUGGUUCGAGUAAAUAGGUUUGAGUUUGGGCAAUUUGUUGCACGAGAAGCUGUGCUUGAUGAAGAGUAUUGGACAGCAGCAUGGCUAAGGGCAGAAAGUCACUGGGAGAAUCGAACAUAUGAAAGAUAUAUUGAUAACUACAAAAGAAAAUUUGCCGAGCAGGAAUUUAAUGCAUUAAAAAGGCGGUGCAAGGUACAAUAUGGGGAUAGCUGCACAUGCAUUAUCACGGUGAGGAAGGAGCAAAAGAAUGUAAAGCACUCAAUAUUAAAAAGUGUUGUAGGAACCCUUGAUUUGAAUAUCCGACAUUUGCUACAAGGAGAGACUUUUCCCGGGGAACGCGUAAAGGCUCCUCUUUUUUGCUGCAUCAACAGAACACCACCAAGCAGAUAUGGCUAUAUUGCAAACUUAUGCGUUGCCAAAUCUUCUCGCCGACAGGGAAUUGCAAUCAACAUGAUGUAUUUUGCUGUUGAAGCUGCAAAAUCUAAUGGUGUAUGUGCAUGUGGACAGAAAUAAUAGACCUGCUCAGAUAUUGUACCAAAAGAUGGGCUUCGAGAUGGUUGAAAUGGCAAACUCCCGGUCGUUACUUGAGGAAACAUACUUGCUACGUUUACAGACAUAAAAUACCAAAGAUUAUUACUUACGCUUCAAUUGGAUUGCUUCGAAACAGUUGCACAUUUCAAAAUCCGAAUAGUUCCUCUAAUCAUAGAGGUAUAAGCUUUUAGAUUAUGUAAAUGCAUGUAGAUGUUUACGUAUGUACCUGAGGGAAAAAGUUUCCUUUUUUAAUGUAUGGACAUUUCAUUCUGCAGUUCGUAUAGGUGUCUUGUAUUCUUCCUGCAGUUAUAUUUGACGGGAAAAAAACUCGUCAUUUGAAAAACAAAUUCAGAUGUAUUGGAUGUAAAAAGGGUUUUAAUCGCAACGUUGGCAUUAUUUUCGUGGCUAAUGGAUCAUAUUUCUCGAUUCUGUAGUGUCUCCCUUUCCUAGGAUUUACUUCAUUUAGAGUUUUAUUGGACAUUGUAACCAGUUUUUUGUAUUUUCAGAGACGAGUUAAUGGAAUUAUUUCAAAGGAAGAAAAUUGACUUCGGCUCAACGGAGGCUAACAAUGGUCAAACGAACAUGCUCUUAG
This is a messenger RNA of Abrus precatorius (Indian licorice), 1773 nucleotides long. RefSeq lists its product as uncharacterized. The transcript is spliced from 9 exons. NCBI's taxonomy places the organism in Eukaryota, Viridiplantae, Streptophyta, Magnoliopsida, Fabales, Fabaceae. The record is from RefSeq and is a predicted model, not a curated record. The coding region runs from base 387 to 1163 and encodes 258 amino acids. Gene Ontology annotation, molecular function: acyltransferase activity, transferring groups other than amino-acyl groups.